AUGAAGAUAUUUGGUUGGAUGCAAAGCAAGCUUAAAAAUGGCAGACAUGACGAGAGCAGCCAGAAGCCAAACUCAAAACCAGUUAACCAACCGGGCAAGGAGGAAGUGAAUGAAUGGCUUUACGGCUUGCUGAAAAUAGGGACAUUUGGAAAGAAUGACUUAAAAGAAGAACUACAAGAGGUCAAUUUGCAGGGAAAUUCGCAAUCUCCAUCCGAAGACCAUGACCAGGAUCGGGUGUCUGACGAAGUUGGAAAUCUGCGGGAUGAGUUGAACUCAUUACUGCAUAAACAAGAUGAUCAGGAAUCAGCUUCAGCCACAGAACUAGAACAAGUUCUACUCCACAGACAAUCAAGCUUGGAAACCGAAAGAUUCGCAGGCAACGACACGCAAUGUUGUAACGAGUCUAGUAACAAAAGUGGUUCUCUGCGGCGCAGGACUAGCUUAGUCCUCAGCAGAGGGAAACAAGUUUCGAUGGACAACGCGAAAAACGCAAUUGGCAAGAAGUCAUUCUCUUUUCUUCUCAAGAAGGUCUUUGUUUGUGGAAGUGGAUUUCCAUUUGGUCCCAGUCCAAAAGCUCCAAUUCCGGAAUCUAUAAUGGAAAUGAUACUUAGAGCAAUGCUACACAAGAAAAUAUAUCCCCAAAGUUCAAGUCCAUCCUUGUCUGCAAAGAAGUAUUUGGAGAAUGGACAUAUUCCCAAGUCCAAAGAGGAUGACAUAACUGAGAAGGCAGACAAAGGAAGUAAAUGGGUCAAAACUGAUUCAGAAU
This is a messenger RNA of Morus notabilis, 766 nucleotides long. RefSeq lists its product as uncharacterized. Gene Ontology annotation, biological process: gravitropism; regulation of growth. The annotation marks the transcript as partial. Lineage: Eukaryota; Viridiplantae; Streptophyta; Magnoliopsida; Rosales; Moraceae. The transcript is spliced from 4 exons. The record is from RefSeq and is a predicted model, not a curated record.